Messenger RNA from Erpetoichthys calabaricus (reedfish), 7715 nucleotides. It is a transcript of the gene plekha6, whose product is annotated as pleckstrin homology domain containing, family A member 6. The record is from RefSeq and is a predicted model, not a curated record. Lineage: Eukaryota; Metazoa; Chordata; Cladistia; Polypteriformes; Polypteridae.
GUGAAUUCAAAAAAAAUGUUGAAGUUUCGUGCAGACCGGAGAGUGAGUCACUAUGACCGACGGCAGCCUGUGACCUCUUUCAUCUCUGACGAAGCCUUGAAAUUACAGCUGCAACAACAUUCCAGCCCGGACAUGAGCUGCAAGCCCAGUGCAAAGCGUCCUGUGAACACUGCCAGUGAAGCUGUGGUCGGGAAUGGCAUGGUAUCAGAGCUGUCAACAGAGAAGCAGCCGUCACGCUCCUCCAGGAAAGCUGCCACAUUUGGGAAGCGUUCCAAUUCAAUGAGGAGGAACCCCAAAGCUGAGGUCAACAAACAGGGCUGGCUUUAUAAGCAGGCUAGUAGUGGAGUUAAGCAGUGGAGCAAGCGCUGGUUUGUCUUAACGGAUCGCUGUCUCUUUUACUACAAAGAUGAGAAGGAGGAAGUUGUUUUGGGAAGCAUACCUCUGCUGAGUUUUCGAAUUUCUACAGUUCAGUCUUCAGACAACAUCACCCGGAAACACGCUUUUAAGGCUGAACACGCGGGGACUCGGACUUACUACUUCAGUGCAGACAGUCGAGAGGAGCUGGAGUCCUGGGUGCAGGCAAUGAGUGACGCCGCUCGGGUCCAUAUCCCACCAGCCCAGAGAAACAACACCGAGAACAUCCCACCUGCAGACCUUAACCACAUAUCUGCAGGGAAAGGCACUGCCGUCAGACAGAGAGGAGAGGGGGACGGCCGAGGAGAAGAGGCAAAGGACACCAACAAGCAAGAGGUCAAUGGGCUACCUAAUAUGGAGGCAGGAGCUCCAACUACACCAAUGACACCUGAUCCCAAUGGUAGAGCAGGAGAGACUGGAUCAUCCCAUCCAAAUGGAUGGGUGAGCUAUGGUGCACCUGGUUCCGCUUUCCGUCCCAAAGAAACCCGAGAAAAUGCAGUUCUCCGUCGUGGGUUUGUGCCACGAACUCAACCAGAGAGACUAGCCCAAAGGAAAAGUUCCAUGACACAACUGCAGCAGUGGGUGAAUCUUCGUAGGGGUCGGCCAACACAAGAAGAUAUGCAAAGCCCCACACACUACUAUGCUCCUGCGAUGCCCAGAGGUGGUGCGGACUACUAUGAUGUUUAUGGACCGCAGUAUGUGGAGGAUUAUGGGAUGUAUCCACCUGGAGCACGUCCUGACAGCUUCUGUUCCGUUCCUGGAGCAUAUGAGAGGAUACCACCGCAGUGGGUUUCAGAAGAGAAACAACGGGCAAUGUAUCCGCAAGAUCGUUCGCGGGACAUGGUUGGAAGAGGAGGUGGAGGCUACCAGUGGACUGGCCAUGUGCCCAGCACUCAGCAGUCACUGUACUAUGCACAGAAUUCCUUACGCCGGCUUACUUUGCAGCCUCGUUCUCGCUCUGUCCCUCGUCGCGCCUCACAGGGACCGUAUGCUGCUGGCUCUCGUGCCUUUUCUCCAGUGCGGUCUCCUAGUGCUCGAUUUGAACGCCACCAUGACAAUAUGGUAUAUGCUGAGCCUGUAUACUCCAUGAGAAGGUCCAUCAGCUCCCCAAAGCACGAUUACCCGGGAGAGAGGCGGUCGAUGUCGCCAGGACUGUACCAUUACAACUACCCUGCCUCUCCCACCCUUCAAGAAAAAAUGGAGGACAUUUUAGACCUACAACUGCAGAGGAAUCUCGAGUACUUGGACCGACAGGUAACUGAAGGGGACCGGCUCAUCAGUGUUGUACAGAGACUUGUUGAGAACUCUUCACCUCGAGCGCAGCUCUACACACAAGUGUCGCCAUUCCAUGACAACUACAGAGAUAUUUCACCCGUCUACAGGAGUAACGACCUUGACGUAGAUAAACUUCUGGGCCAACUGUGUGAGCAGAACAGGGUGCUGAAGGACCAGGAACUUACUGUGCAGCGGCUGAGAGUUGACAAAGAUGGCUUGGAGGGGGCUCUGGGUGCCAUGCACCAAGAAAUGGAGCUCUACCGAGGUCAGGGCUCUUCCAUUGAAAAGCUGUUGCAAAAGAAAGAGUCUUUGCAGAACCAACUGAUAAACAUCAGGGGGGAGCUGUCACAAGCAACAAAUGUGAUGGCUGCAACAAGGGUGGAGUUUGAGGCCCUGGAAGAUGAAGUCCUCUCUGUACACCGCUACCUGCACGAGCAGCUGCUUCUGGGCAAUCAGAGUGAACACAUGCAUCGGCAAAUUCAGAAGGAACUUUGGAGAAUUCAAGAUGUCUUGGAGGGACUUCACAAAAACAACCCAUCACGAGGGACCAAUACUGCCAAACAAAGAGUGACAAGUGGACCAUCAGGAUCAUUCAGUACUAACAGCCCAGCCAGUCCCCUUAGCUCUGUUAGCCUCACAAGUCCCUUAAGCCCCUUUUCUCCAGCUUCAGGUUCACAAGGCUCUCCCAGUAAACACGUCAUAGAGCAGAAGUUCACCUUCCAGUCAGAAAGUUCCACUGCAGCAAACUCUCACCAAGCAGAACACGUGGAAACAGACUCUGACCGCCAAAAUAAAGUUGGUGUUGUGCCCCCAAGGACCAAAUCUCCAGCUGAAGAAAAUUGCAGUUCUCCGGCCCUGGUCACCUGUAGAAACUCUGAUCGAAAACUGCCAAAUGGACAUCUUUCUAGGGAACGACCAAAGAGUGCAGUUUUCCCAGCUGAAAUCAAGUCCAAGAUGAGCGUGGAAGAGCAGAUUGAGAGGAUCAAACGCAACCAGAGCGCCUCCAUGCGAGAAAAGCGACGCAGUCUUCAGCUCACCAGCUCUCAACAGAUUGACGGCAUCAAGCCAGCUGUCAACUACCGAGUGGUACGCCGAAGGUUGACUGCUCAUGAGGUAGACAUCAAGGAUUUGGAGGCAGCAGUUCGUGGGGAAGGGAUUGAGUCACCUCGUGAAGAAAUUGCUCGGUUACGGCGCUUGGAUGUUGAGCCAGAAAAUUACAGUCUUGACAUUGGCCGUGAGUUGUCAACACCAGAAAAAGUUUUGAUACCUGAACGCUAUUUAGAGGCAGAGCCCGAGGCUCAGCUUAGCCCUGAUGAACUCCGGGAAAAGAAGAAAAAGGUUGAAAGAAUCAAGACACUAAUUGCUAAAUCCACAUUGCAGAACAUUGUGCCCUUGCUUGACGGCCCAGCAGAUGGACAGGUGGACACAGAGCAGCAGCUGCAGGAGCAGGAAAAGCGAAUUGAGAUUUCAUGUGCAUUGGCUGCAGAAGCAUCCCGGCGUAGCCGCCUGCUCUCAGCUCAAGCACUGGCAGCUGUCAAGUUCCAUGGAGCAACAUUCUAAAACUUUAAAGAGGAAAUGAACGCUGUUCCUCAAGAGUUUAUUUUUCCAUUCCAUUGCUUUAUUGGCUGAAAAAAAAAGUGCCAGAGACACUACUUGUCUAAGCUACUGACCAAGGAGCCACUGGACUCUUUCACAUUAACCCCACAAACGAGUGUCAGCAGCUAGUGUGACUCAAACUGGGAGGUCGCCACUCACUAGCUGCUCAAAAUAGCACCAAGGGGAUCCAAGCAGACUGGAGGUACAAGUAGUAAGUGUCAAGGAUGUAUGAACACUGCACGUCAAAUACAGGUGCAGAACCAUGAGACACAUGGGAUGCAUUUUUGCCAAAAGAAGUAAUUAUUGGGAUGACAAAAUGUGACAUAAAUAACACGGUCCAAUGCAGGAGACAACCUGAAGUGCACCGUCUGAAUUCCAGCUCAGAGAAUGCACAGUCCUGUGCUUUUUAAACACCCAAAUACAAGUCAGUGUUUGUGCAGCAAAUUCACUUUCCUGGUCCUAAAAAACCAAAGUCACCCAGAAACAAAAACACAAGGGAUUAAGCAUUUGUAGCUACACUUGCUGAGCAGAGAAGGGAUUACGUACUCCUUCAACAAGCUGGACAGCCUUGCUGCCAGGAUGACCCAGCAGAGUCAAUUGUCUCACUCUCUUCACUCGCAUGGGGUACAAACACGACUGCCACCAAGUGGUCACAAUUACUGUGGAAGUGCUCGACACACUCAUCUUCUCUGUGAUACAUCAGCAUCAGUGCUUUCUAGUCUUCUGCUAGUAAUUACAAAAAGCCUACCAGUGAUAUUAAACUGUACACAAACAAGAAAGAAACAAAGUGACCUUAGAAAAUUCAGCUUGCUAAAUAUACUGUAAUGAUGCUAAUGUCCAUUUCUCUUUAUUUUUUUACUUUGUUUGCGCUGCUGGAUUAUGGCCAAGACAGACUAACAGCUUGCACCACUACAAAAGUAGCCUGUUGUAGAACUUAAACCGAUCACUUUUAUAAGUUUGAUAUUUGCAUGAGCUGCCAGCUCAAGGUUACAGCACUCGAUUUACAAUUUAAAAAAAAAAUUAAAAGUGCAUGAUAAGGUCAACUAGUACCUUGAUGUGUGCUUGCAGUGUACUAAAAAAUGGCAUGAAAAUGCAACCAAGUAGAAUUAUUUCUAUCUCUGCUAGUUUCAAAUAAACAGUUUUUCUUCGACUGCCAACUAAGUUAAAAGUUCACUGAAAAUAUGUAAGUCAAAUAACAAAAGUCUAAGUAUAUAGGCACACACACUCAUCUGAAUGGGCUUUUGUAGGAGGUGGGAUAUCCUGCCAAAUCUAAAAGAGGUACAUCUUAAUGUACAGUAGGUGAACUGAGUGGUCCAGGUGUCUGUGGGUGGAUUGCUGGCCGCAUGGACUCCAUCUGUCUGUCACCCCAGCUAAGGGUGACAGGCAGAUGAAGAGUGAGAAAAUAAAUGGAAGGAUGUGUGUGUUGUAUGAAUAUAUAUAUAUAUAUAUAUAUAUAUAUAUAUAUAUAUAUAUAUAUAUAUAUAUAUAUAUAUAUAUAUAUAUAUAUAUAUAUAUAUAUUGGAUAGAGCGAGAGAGAGAGAGCAGCUACACUGUAUAUGCAAAAGGGAAAAAGAUCAUUAUUGUCCUGCUGAAAAUAAAAACUUAAAGCAAUGGUGUUUUCACUGACACACCAAAUGAAGGCUGAAAGGCACAGAUGUUGAACUUCUAAAUUUCUUUCUAUUUUUUUCAGCAGGAAGAUAACUCUUACCUAUUUUUUCUUGUGUAUGCAUUCUGUAUAUACAGUAUAAUAUGUACAUUUAUGGAUGAAUGGGUAAUUGAAAAAUUGAAAUUCUUCUGCACAAGAGUCUAAUUCAAAGUCACAGCAUAUUCAGGUUUUUUCAGCAAACAGCCUCUUAAUCAGAAGUUAAGUGCUUUUAAUUGAAAACAGUAACACUUGCUGUGAUAUUUCUGAAUUCAGAUAGUGACAGAAUUUAGUCAGUUAGUUAAUAACUGGGCUCUGCUUAGGAUGUUGGUGACAUCUGUGAUAUUUCUGAAUUCAGAUAGUGACAGAGUUUUGUGUGUUAAGUAAUAAAUGGACUCUGCUUAGAAUUUUGGUGACAUCUGUGAUAUUUCUGAAUUCAGACGGUGACAGAAUUUAGUCAAUUAGGUAAUAACUGGACCCUGACUAGGAUGUUGGUGACAUCUGUGAUAUUUCUGAAUUCAGACGGUGACAGAAUUUAGUCUGUUAGGCAAUAACUGGACCCUGACUAGGAUGUUGGUGACAUCUGCAGAACUCUGUUAUGGAGUAGGGAGUUCCCAGUUUUAGUCCAGGAGUACCACUGUGGCUAUGGGUUUUCACUCCAACCAGUUCCACAAACUAAUGGUCCGUUCAUACUUUUUAAAUGACAGAAUUGCUUAAUUAGUCAUUCUCUUCUGUUAUUUUGAUUUCAGAAAUAUCUGCUUGCAUAGUUAUAAGAAAGCAAAAUUUAGACAUUUGCAUAUUAUGCCAGAUCUUUAAGUGUUAAUGUUCUUUUACCAUAUUUUCUUUAAUUCACCUUUCUCAGUGACCUUUGCUCCCUUAAUCCUUUUCAAAUACUGACAUCAAUCUGUGAUGAGCAGUAUGGGCACAGGUGCAAGUGACACUAUUAAGGAAAUCAGCAACUUCAGUUUAAAAUUCAUUUCUCAGCUAAUUAAUAAGAAAAUGCUUAAAUGACCAGAACAUAAAAAAGAGCAAAAUCUUUAAAAAAGUAAGAAAAAGAUCAAUAAUUAAUGUUAUACACAAAGAAAAAAAAUAGCAAGCCCAUUUUGUAAUUUCUGGAUUGAUGUAAAGGUAGAAACUGGUAAAUAAUAGCUUGUUUAAUAAAAGCAGAAGUCCAGCUAAAAGCUGAAGGUGGUCCACUGAAACUGAGGACCACUUAUUUAAGCCUUACAUUACUAUUUAGCACACAAAGAAAUGCAACAUUCAAAUAGCAGCUCUGAUUUAAUGGGCAGUGCCUUUUGCACCAGUGUCUACCCUGAUCAUCACUAACUGUCUGUAUCUGGAUAUAAUUUAAAGUGCAACCUCCACAGAGAUAAGGUAAUUGAAAUGGUAAAAGAAAGCCAAGUGUGACAAAGAAAACACAAGAGUUACCCACUGAUCUGUGGAACUGGUUUGAAUGAAAGCCUGUAGCCACAGUGGUACUCCAAGAGUGAACUUGGGAACCCCUGGUAUGGAGGAAUGCUUAGAACAUUAAAUAAAUAAAUAAAUAAAUAUGUGAAAUGUGACAAUAAACAGAAACACAAAGAUAUGUGGGCAUAAAUAAUUAAAUGUGUCCAAGUAGUUAAAUACGCCAUGAAAUAUGUUUAUGUUGCUUAUUUCUUUAUGUAUUUAUUUCUUCAUUUAUGUAUUUCCUGCGGUGGGUUGGCACCCUGCCCGGGAUUGUUUCCUGCCUUGUGCCCUGUGUUGGCUGAGAUUGGCUCCAGCAGACCCCCGUGACCCUGUGUUCGGAUUCAGCGGGUUAGAAAAUGGAUGGAUGGAUGUAUUUCAGUGGCCCUGUGCACAACAUGAAAUACACCUAGAAAUGGAAACUGUCAUUUUCACCCAUCAAGGCUGAGAGGGCGGGGCCCCAGUGAGUGCUGUGUUCUGAUUGGUGACAACUUUGCACACGCCUAUGAGCCAGAGGCGUCCCAAGGCAAGCAAAGCACAUGCUCAGAGCUGUGACUGUGCACGACUGGCACACAUGAGUUACAAGAAAAAGCUGGCCAGAAUUCCUGCGCAGAGUGGCUACUUUAACUCAAGAUCCCCUUGUGGCGUCUUCCUGAAAACGUAGCACUUGUGCACACACUAUGGAGUGUUCAUCAGUCUAAACACAGCACUUGCUAGAACCCACCCUCCUAACUUUCACAGGUGCACAUGACAGCUUUCAUUUCCAAGACUGUUUUAUGUUGCGUGCGGUGCCACCAAAACAUUAAGUGAAGCAAUAAUUGAAUAAAUGCAUAAAGAAAUAAAACAUUUCAUAAUACAAUUAAUUAUUUAUGCUCACAUAUUAAUGUAAUUGUAUUUAUUUUUUGUCACAUUCCACAGUUCAUUUAUUUAUUUUAAUUUGUCUGUACCUACUAUCACAUAUUUGUAGCAGGGUUUCUUACUUCAACCCUCUGCGUAUUGCACGUUCCAUCACAUAUUGUAUGACCUUCCCUUUAUUUCUUGAAUUUUAAGAAUAUAAAUCCUCACUCGGACUCCAGUGCCGUCAUCAUGUAAAUACUGCAGUAGUGUCUGCAAGCUGUUGGCCCAUUCUGGUCCUAAGAGCAGUCAUGAAACCCAUUGGGGAGUUUUUUGUUUCUGUCUUUACUGAGUCCCACUCAAGCUGACCUUUCAUGAUAGAGUGUAACCAUUUCUUCUAUAUUUGUAUUUACUGUUUAUAUGCAACAGAAAGUGUGUAUUUAAAAUAUAAAAUAAUUAUGUUAUUACUGAACCAGUUUUAAUAAACCCAAACAGCAAACCUCAUUAUACU